AUGGACAUCGAGCAGAGGCAGUCAGAGCUCAUCGAUCACUUCAUCCAGCGAGCCUCUGCGGCCUCCGACGCAGCCGCACUCGCCUCUGUCCUCGUCGAAGCCACUUCUCACCCUUCGCUCUUCGCUUUUUCCGAGAUUCUCGCUCUCCCCAAUCUUCUUCAGCUUGAAGCAACUGAGAAUUCUGCUUACCUCGAUAUGCUUCGUUUGUUUGCGCAUGGAACAUGGAGCGAUUACAAGAGUAAUGCUGACCGUUUACCACAAUUAAUACCUGAUCAGAUGCUCAAGCUUAAGCAACUUACAGUUCUUACACUGGCUGAGACAUACAAGGUACUACCUUAUGACCAAUUGAUGCAGGAUUUAGAUGUGACAAAUGUUCGUGAACUUGAAGAUUUUCUAAUUAAUGAAUGCAUGUAUGCGGGAAUAGUCCGAGGAAAGCUGGAUCAGUUGCGGCGAUGCUUUGAGGUCCAAUUUGCAGCAGGUAGGGACUUGAGGCCUGAUCAUCUGGGGAAUAUGAUCCAGACUCUCUCUAACUGGUUGUCUACAUCAGAAAGUCUGCUUGUUUCAAUCCAAGAGAAGAUAAAAUGGGCUGAUGCUAUGAGUGAAAUUGACAAGAAGCACAGGAAGGAUGUGGAAGAGAAGGUGGAAGAAGUAAAGAAGUCCAUUUUCAAGCCCUACUCAACUGGAGAAGUUACACACUGUAAGCAGGCCGACGUCGACUUCAGAGGCCAUGAGGAGAUCUGCUCUGAAUCUGGUGGAGUGAUGGAUUAUGAAGAAGAUCGAAGCCGACCAAAGAGUUUGACUUGGAUACUGUAUGCAUUGAAAUGCCUUAAAUGUGAGGCGGCAUCCAAUUUCUUGAAGAUUGUAGUAGAUAAAGGAGCUCAUGGGAUGAGUUCUUUAGUUGCUUGCCUGACUUUUUCACGGCAUGUGUCAACAGAGGAUAUCAGCUUUUGCAGACAAGCAUAUCUCAUCGAUAUUGCUCUUGUCUGUCACACCACAAAGCGAGAUAGGAACAACGGAAAAAAAAGGGGGAAAACCUGUUAA
This is a messenger RNA of Sphenostylis stenocarpa, 1041 nucleotides long. The record is from the annotation of a GenBank genome assembly. NCBI's taxonomy places the organism in Eukaryota, Viridiplantae, Streptophyta, Magnoliopsida, Fabales, Fabaceae.